This is a messenger RNA of Chroicocephalus ridibundus (black-headed gull), 3504 nucleotides long. RefSeq names its product prostaglandin E receptor 4 (gene PTGER4). Gene Ontology annotation, cellular component: plasma membrane. The transcript has 2 exons. NCBI's taxonomy places the organism in Eukaryota, Metazoa, Chordata, Aves, Charadriiformes, Laridae. The record is from RefSeq and is a predicted model, not a curated record. Gene Ontology annotation, biological process: cellular response to prostaglandin E stimulus; negative regulation of inflammatory response; adenylate cyclase-activating G protein-coupled receptor signaling pathway. Bases 551 to 1975 code for a protein of 474 amino acids. Gene Ontology annotation, molecular function: prostaglandin E receptor activity.
GGGAGCGCGGCGGGGUGGCAGUGAGAGGAGAGCCGGCGCUCCGCAUCGCACCGCGCCGCGCCGCACCGCACUACACCGCCGGCUCGGCGGGAGGGGGAUGAGCGGCGGCCACUGCGCUCCCGCACCUUCCCGCGCCGCCCCCCGCGGCACCUGGAGCCGCCGCCGCCCGCCCGCCCAGGGCCGCCCCAGCGCCGCGCUCAGUCCUCCUCGCCGUCGGUGCGAGAGGCGCUGAGGCGGCCGGGUUCCGCCGGGCUCCGCUCCGCGCUUGGGCCCCCCCGGGCUGGGCGGCGGAGCGCCGCGGUCUGCGCGGGGAGAGGCGGCCGCGGCUCCCCCCGCUACCAUACAGCACCCCUCUUCGGCUCCCUUUUUGGACCUUUUUUUCCUUUUUUUUUUAAACAAAAACACACCACCUUUUUUUUUUUUCCUUUAAAUUCUCCCUCAUUUGAAUUUUUAUUUUCACGCCCCUGCCCUCCCUUAUUUUGCCUUUCCUUUUUGGACCAGCUCCUGCCUUCAUCACUCGGCUCCCCGGCGGCAACGCAGUGCGGGCACCAUGUCCUUCGACCCCACCAUCAUGCCACCUGCGAACGGCUCCGCCAACGGGACGGCCAGCGGGGCCGAGGGUGGAAAGCCCCCCACCAUUCCCACCGUCAUGUUCAUCUUUGGCGUGGUGGGCAACCUCAUAGCCAUCGUGGUGCUCUGCAAGUCCAGGAAGGAGCAGAAGGAGACCACCUUCUACACGCUGGUCUGCGGGCUGGCGGUCACCGAUCUCUUGGGGACCUGCCUGGUGAGUCCGGUCACUAUUGCCACUUACCUGCAGAACCGCUGGCCGGGAGGACCGGCGCUGUGUGAGUACAGCUCCUUCAUCCUCCUCUUCUUUGGACUCUCUGGUCUCAGCAUUAUAUGUGCCAUGUCUAUAGAAAGGUACCUGGCCAUCAACCAUGCCUAUUUCUACAACCAUUAUGUAGACAAGAAGCUGGCAGGGCUCACGCUCUUUGCCAUCUACGCUUCCAACGUGCUGUUCUGUGCCCUCCCCAGCAUGGGGCUCGGCAAAUCUACCUUGCAGUACCCUUACACUUGGUGUUUCAUAGACUGGCAAGCAAAGGAGGCCACCCAUGCGGCAUAUUCCUACAUGUACGCCGGCUUCAGCUCUUUCCUGAUCAUGGUCACCGUGAUCUGCAACAUCCUGGUGUGCGUGGCCCUAAUUCGCAUGCACCGCCAGUUCAUGCGACGCACAUCCUUGGGGACAGACACCACCUCCAGCCGUUUAUCUGACUUUCGCAGACGCCGGAGCUUCCGUCGGAUGGCCGGAGCAGAGAUCCAGAUGGUUAUUCUGCUCAUUGCCACUUCCCUGGUGGUGGUCAUCUGCUCCAUUCCUCUGGUGGUCCGUGUCUUCGUGAACCAGCUGUACCAGCCGGAAUCAGUGAAGGAUGUGAGGCAAAACCCUGACCUGCAAGCCAUCCGCAUUGCCUCGGUGAACCCCAUUUUGGACCCGUGGGUCUACAUCCUCCUGCGCAAGACUGUACUCAGCAAAGCCAUCGAGAAGAUCAAAUGCCUCUUCUGCCGCAUUGGAGGGGCUCGGAGGCAGCACUCGGGGGCCAAUUUCAACUGCGUGGAUGGCCGCCGGACCUCCUCUGCCAUGUCAAGUCAGUCACCCUCCUUCAUCUCCCGCGAGCUGAGGGAGAUCAGCAGCACCUCACAAACGCUGCUCUACCCGCCAGAGUUGAGCGAAAGCAGCGUCGGGGGUCGUGUGCUGCUUCCAGGCCCCAGUGCCAGCCUGGCUCAGUCUGACACCACGUCUGUAAGGACACUGCGUAGCUCGGAGACCUCGGACUCUUCACAGGGGCAGGACUCUGAGAGCGUCUUCCUGGUGAAUGAGGUCAGGCCUGGUGGCGGGGCCAGCUCUGCGUCCAAGGGCAGCCCUCUCCAGGUCACCUUUCCCACAGAGACAUUGAAUUUAUCAGAAAAGUGUAUCUAGAUAGCCGUGAAAGGCUUCAACCCUGGGGAUACUUCCUGCUAUAUUGGAAAAACUGGUGCAAUAGAUAGGUGUUUGGCCUAUUUGAGGGGAGAGGGGUUCAGCUGUGCUCCAAAGGGCUAUUUUUCUCUUGCCAUGUGAUGGGUACGUUUCUUUUAGACUACUGAGGACUGUGUGGAACAGACACUGCACUUGGGCCCUGCCAUCAGAAAUGGUGCAAGGCAGGUCUAAUGGGACUGGAAACAUGAACUGCCUUAUCUUUUUUGGGACACAGGAAAGCUACUGCGCCUCUGGAAAUAGAAAGACCCAUCACUUCCUUUUUUCUUUCUUUCCCUUUCCAAAUCUGGUAGAACUGUGUUUUCUCUCCCCAUGGUUGCUCAGCUAUCAAGAGUUUAAGCUUCUGGUACUAGAGCUGAAUGUCAGGCAGCUGCUAGGAACUGGACACAGCUACUCUGAGAGCUGCCUGGGGCAGGAUUUUAAAGUGUCUCACUAAAGCAUGAAAAUGUGAAUUUUUACCAUUGUAUAUAUAUCAAUCAGGAUUGAAAAUAUUUAAAAGUCUAUUCUUCUCUAUGAGAAGGUUUUUUAUUAAUACAAGGUAUGUAGUAACGAUUGCCAGCCUUCUCUUCCCCUAGUAUUUCCUGCUGAUAAAAGACAUUCUUGGUUUAGAUUUGUUAUCCAAACUAGAUUCACAGCUGAUGAGGUAAUUCUCUAGCUGAGAAUACAUAAGCACUUUCUGAGUGAAAUGGGAAUAUCUGCGCUAUUUAGGUAGAAUAAGAAGACACAUCCUUUCAGUUAAUAAUAUUUCUUUUCAGUAUAUGUAUAUACUAAAAAGCCAGGUUUUAUUUAUGUGCUGAGAAUGUUUCUCUGUGUAACACAUCCGUGCCUCUCCGAGUACUUUGGCCCACGUUCUGCGCACACUUAGGCACACACUUAACAUCACCAUCAGAGUAGUCCCUCUGCUGCCAGGGAGACUCCUUACAUGUAGAGUUAAGGACAUAUAGAAGUGCUUUCAAUAUCAGGGCCUAAAACUUUCAACCCCUGGUUAAUAGUCUUAAUAUUCACUUUAGUUAAAGCACCACUGAUGUAAUAAAGGUAUUUUUUCAUAACAUUUAUCAUUUUACUUUAAAUAGUAAAUAGAUUUUUAUGACUGUGUAAUCUGAUACUCCAUCAAAUAAAUGUACAAAACCAUGGAAGCAGAAUCUUCAUUUAAAAGUAUAGGUUAUAUAGAAACAUAUCCUGGUCUUGCAGCCCUUGAUAAUCAUUUGUUCCUAGAAUUUUAAUGGCAAACACAUCACCAAAACCAGCUGUUAACCACUGACAAAAAGGAGUUUUGUGUUUUAUGUUGUAAGGGUUAGAUCUUGUUCCAGAAACACUGUUUAUCAAAGUAAUUCUGUACAGGUAUUUGGAGGAUGUUUUGUCAAAUACUAAGCAUGUUAUGCUGCUUAAAGUGUUUUCAUGUGAAAUGCUUUAUUGUAAUCUUGAGCCUUAUGUUGGUAUGUUUAAGCAGUUGUACUGACCAAAGUAAUUUUGGA